Messenger RNA from Filobasidium floriforme, 2397 nucleotides. RefSeq names its product Muskelin N-terminus-domain-containing protein. NCBI's taxonomy places the organism in Eukaryota, Fungi, Basidiomycota, Tremellomycetes, Filobasidiales, Filobasidiaceae. The coding region runs from base 1 to 2397 and encodes 798 amino acids. The transcript has 14 exons. The record is from RefSeq and is a predicted model, not a curated record. Gene Ontology annotation, molecular function: protein binding. Gene Ontology annotation, cellular component: cytoplasm.
AUGCCCACUGUAGCAAGCCGUGCCAGCGAGCGUUCGGGCGCCAGCAGUGAUCGCGCGAUGCAAGCGAUUCCUUCGGCUGGGAGCGAUUUCUUUACCCCUGCCAUAUUACCAUAUACCAUCUUUGACAGCUCACCCUCGUCCACAGGCUACUCGCCUCAGAAUCUUCUGGUCAACAAGCCAUCCGAUCUCUCUUCCCGCUGGUCAGCUGGAGUACCUGUACAAGGCCACUCGGAGGCUACGAAUCUUGUUGGCUCCCGAGAUUCUGCUUUUGUAUUGCUGGAACUGAAGCAAUGGGCAGUCCUAAGUACGUUUGCAUUCGGAAAGGCAAUCAAAGCACAUCCCUGUAACGCUCAAUGGGUCAAGAUAUACGCCGGGCCAACACCGAAGAAUCUGUACGAAGUGGGGGGUUCUCCACUCAGGAAUGACUCGGUAGCGGAAAGCAUUUCGUUACGGAGCAAGGGAGCUGUCUGGCAUGGAGACAUGGAUCGCGAUCCAAGAGAGAUCGAAAAUAGCGAGCUGCCUUUUGCAGUACGCUACGUGAAGAUAUGUCCUGGACCAGCUUAUGAGCCCCGGUUCAAUACAAGCCUCUGGCAUAUCGAAUUGAGGGGGGUAAACGACCAGAGGAAGGUAGAAUCAAUUCGCAGGUCGUGGGAAGAGUCUCAAGCGUUACAAGCAAAUCGGAUCGUCCUCAAAGAAUUGCGGUCCAAACGAUAUGAUACUGCGUUCACAGCUCUGCUUGCGGCGCUGAAUGAGAAUCCAGGAUAUCCGAAACACCCUCUGGAACAUCCAGCCCUAACAUGCCUGUUUCAAGAUCUGGUGCAGAAAGGAGAUUUUGAUGCCAGCGAACGACAUAUCGAGAACAUCAUCGAGCUGGAUUUGGGCGCCAGACAUAUGCGCGGCCUCGACAGUAUACAAAUCACGCCCAUAGAGUUGACAGGCUCAGAGGAACCACCUUGGCGACAAUUCUUCGCUCUGGCCAAUGACGGGAACGAGCUGUAUCUUUUCGGGGGUUUCCGCUACGGCGACAUUCUGGAUGAUCUCUGGCGAGCCGAGCUCGUAGAGGAUACGAUACAAUGGAUACAGAUCUUGAGGGAGAGUCCGGAAGAUCCCUGGCCUCCCUCGGCAAGGGCAGGCGUAAAGCCGUAUAUGGUAGUUGCUGAGGGACACCUUGCAAUGGUGGUGUACCCUGCCGCCUAUGGGGAGCAAAUGCCUGGACGAUGCUUGUCAGAACUAAAGGCGAUACCUGAGGACGGGUCGAAAAGCACGCCAGUCGCCGAUUUCGGAAUGCUUGCACCGGACAUGCUCGAUCUAGUCACCGAUAUCGAAGAAGAGAGAAAAGGUUCGGCAGAAGAGACUACUCUCUGGCUAUAUUCGACGACAAUACGCAAAUGGAAAGCGGUCAACCUGCCGAUGCCUUGUGCUGGGGGCCUCAGACUUCCACGACCAAGAGUUUUCGAUAUGAAGUUUCUCGCCAGUGGUUUCGUCCGGCUCAAGUUCUCCGUUUUGCAUAGGGGAGAUUCGGUUGAAAAGUCAGAGCUAGAGCAAAGUCACGUUUCGAUUCACGAUGACGAUAUCGCGGCGGAAGCGAUUCUUCGCCACAUGAUUGCGGCGGCAGAUAUCUUGCGGACAGGUUAUCCGGAAUACGAUAGCAUGCUGAGGCAUCAUAACGUUCAUUUCGCGCGGGAUCGAGCAACGAACGAUGUGCUGGUUUUCCGCUCCGGCUUUGACUCUGCGAUCACCGUGGAUGUCUUCGAUUGGAACCGGAAGAGACUCCUCCCGGACAGCUUGAAGAGCCUCGAUGUGCGCGGCGUCAGUUUGGACUUCGCGCCAAACGAUUACGGCAAAGACAAGCUGUGGGUACAGCAAGGAUCAGACAGACUACAUCUACACUGCAAGCGAAUCCGUCUAGGAAGAUACGAUACAUUCCGAACGACCGCUUUGCGAGCGUUGCGCCGACAAAGGUUCAUGGAAAUGGUGGGAACAUCGGACACGAUGGAGACCCUAGCUUACCUCAAGGGACCCCUACACGACGUGUCAGGUAGUGACGCUACCGAUAUCAAGCACCUGACCGCCCAGAUCAUCCGAAGUACCGUCUUCGAAGAGACGGAGACAUGGCGAGCGCGUCUUCGGGUGUUUGAGGAGAUCUCGAAUAUCGUUGACCGUCGAUAUACCCAACCUCAGGAGAGUGGUAUCCGAGCUGCUUCUUUCGCCAAACCCGUCAAGGCCGAACAUACGAAAGAGCUGCCCGCAGCUGUUCUCUUACCCCUUGCCCACGAUGCAAACAUGUUUGCUGUUGAGGAAAACCCACUUGUUCGCCUGGGGGGACCCAAUGUAGGAGAGACGACUUUUGUCGGCGCCGGGAGUCGGGCUUCGAGUCGCAUCCGGGCCUCUGACUGA